AUGACGCUGCUCUGCUAUAACAAAGGCUGUGGAAACAAAUAUGAGGCCGACCAGAACAAGGCCGAUUCCUGCCUCUUCCACCCGGGGGUCCCCAUCUUCCACGACGCUCUCAAGGGUUGGUCCUGCUGCAGGAAGAGAACCACCGACUUCUCAGAGUUUCUCUCCAUCAAGGGUUGCACCCGUGGGCGUCACAGUGAUGUGAAGCCCUCGGACCCCCUCCUCCCGGAGGUCACAUCAGAUAAAGGGGAAAUCAAACAGGCCAACGACCGGGAGAUAAUCUACAAGGGACCCAAAUCUGCAGAGACGCUGCAGAGAGAGAGACCCAGUUCCGAGGAGCCGAAGACCAAAUUGCCGCAGAAAGUGUCGGCGUCUCUGGCUCAGGUUCUGGAGAAGCUGAAGAUCAGUGACCGAGCCGAGAUGGAGCAGAAAGAGAGUCAGACUGUGAUGCAGGGAACUCGCUGCAAGAACUCAGCGUGCAAAACAGUCUUUAACGGUCCAGAGACGGACCUGGAGGUGUGCACCCACCACCCGGGGGGGCCGGUCUUCCACGAGGGGUACAAGUACUGGAGCUGCUGCUGCAUCAGGACGAUAGACUUCAACGCCUUCCUGGACCAGAAGGGCUGCACCUCAGGGAAACAUCGAUGGAUCCCAAAGCAGGACAAGAAGAAGGUUGCGUGUCGACACGAUUGGCACCAAACUGGAAAUAAUGUUGUUGUAACAAUUUACGCCAAGAACGCAAACCCCGAGUUCACCUGCAUCGAGGCGAACGGGACCGUGCUCUCGUGUCAAAUCCAGUUUGAGAGCAACAAGCUUUUCAAGAGAGACUUCCACCUGUGGGGGGUGAUGGACGUCACACAGAGCUCCGUCAACAUGGUCCCGACCAAGGUGGAGGUUUUCCUGCGUAAGGCCGACCAGGUGUCCUGGGGCAAACUGGAGGAUCCCAACCACAAACCUGAGCCGGAGCCCGAGGAGAACUCCACCGAGAACCAGCAGCCGGACUGGGACAUCGCCGACGACGACAUCAGCGACUCGGACGAGGAAUGGGCCUACGACACGCCGGAGAACAAACAGCUGGAGAAGGACAAGGAGGAGCGCAAGAAGAAGGUGGAGGAGGUGCAGAGGAAGGAGGUGGAGGAGGAGAUGAAGAGGGCGAGGGAGGAGAGGAGGAAGGAGGAGGAGGAAGAGGAGAGGAGGAAGGAGGAGGAGGAAGGAUACGAGGACAUACCCGAUCUGGAGUGA
Molecule: messenger RNA, 1239 nt
Organism: Limanda limanda (common dab)
Lineage: Eukaryota; Metazoa; Chordata; Actinopteri; Pleuronectiformes; Pleuronectidae
Exons: 11
Coding region: 1-1239 (412 amino acids)
Source: RefSeq, a predicted model, not a curated record